Molecule: messenger RNA, 791 nt
Organism: Lactuca virosa
Lineage: Eukaryota; Viridiplantae; Streptophyta; Magnoliopsida; Asterales; Asteraceae
Source: the annotation of a GenBank genome assembly
AUGAAACUUGAAGAUCUUCUAACAAUUUAUGACCAAGAAAAGAAAAUCAAAGUGAAUGUGAUCUUGGCUGAUAGAGAAUCAAGGAAGCUAGUAUUUUUUGUGAAGCCAAAAGAGAAGGAAGAGCCAAUCCAGAGAAAGAGAAACCUCAUGGCCAAUAAAUCAAAUGAAGAAGGUGGAAAUCAGCACUUAUUUCGAAAAAUGAGUCCGACAAUGCCCUGCUGUUAUGGUUUCUUCAAAGGUAUCUAAGUAGAAAGCUGCAAACACGCACAUCUAUGUGCGAAGAGGAGGUCCAACUUACCAAAAAAGGCUUGCACAAAUGCGUGCACUUGUAGCCAAACUUGUCCCUAUGCAGACCCUUUCCGUGGUGGCAGCAACAUCCUGGUAAUCUGCCACACAUACACUCCACAAGGACUGCUUAUCCCUACAAACAAAUGUCGUAAGGCUGCUGAGAUUUUCAGUGAUCCUAAAGUUUGGAAUUGAGCAAGAGUACACUUUGCUACAACAAGAUGUGAAGUGGCCUUUUGGUGUAGAGGCAUGGUCAGUCAACUGUUGAGUUACCGCUUGAUUUCCUCUUCCGUGAAAGUCAAGCAGGUUCUGUGAGAUAAGGUUGGAAAGAUUUCACUUUAUGCAGCAAGUUCAUCAAUUAAGGAAGUUCAAAAACUGGUGUUGGAUCCAAAAUAAGACACUGAGAUGAGAAUCUCUAAAAUCAGGACUUUAUUAAUACAAUUCUUUAGUUUCCUUACUUUUACUGGGCCCUAUUUCCCAAAGUCUUGCAGUUUAUUUAUAUUUGA